GGUGUCAUUAUUGUUGUUUUUUUUUUUUUUGCCUCAGACGAAUGCAAAAGCGGUCUAACAAUUUUUGUAACCAACAAACAUCAAUUAGCUUCGAUACAACAAUUUUGACCUUCUUAAGAUUUUGUUUCAACAUUUGGUUCCCAAAAGUUCUACACCAAUUAAUUAAUCUAUGACUUUACUACCCCUACACGUGCUUUUAGUAUUAGGAAACAAACUAUGCUUUGCUGAUGACAUCCUCAUAUUUACUGACGGCUCCCUUCACUCGAUUCAAGGGGUUCUGCAAAUACUGGAUGAAUUCAAAGCACUCUCGGGUCUCUCCAUAAGCGUCGAGAAAUCAAGUUUCUUCUCUGCUGGUCUCUCCAAAGCUGAAAUCCAAGAGACUGCUACCUACUCAGGCAUCCCGACAGGCUCCUUUCCCAUCCGCUAUCUUGGGCUUCCACUCAACACCAAGAAACUUUCCAUCGCCAAUUGUGAACCUCUCCUGCACCAAAUCAAAUCAAAGAUUAAUGCUUGGACUACUAAGUACUUGUCUUUUGCAGGUAGACAAGUCUUAAUCUCAACAGUCAUAGCGGGCAUCACAAACUUUUGGAGUGGGGCAUUCAUUCUUCCUAAGGAAUGCAUAAACCUUAUAGACAAAAUGUGCAAUGCAUUUCUCUGGAAAGGCACGUUGGAAGGUAAAUAUGUAGCUCGUGUUGCUUGGGACAAAGUAACGUUACCUAAAAAAAAUGGAGGUCUAGGCUUGCGGAACCUGGCGCUAUGGAAUAAAACAAGCACCAUCAAGCUCUUGUGGCUCCUGUUAUUUAAAACUGAUCCAAUUUGGGUAGCAUGGAUACAAGACAAUGUUAUUAAAGAUGAAUCUAUUUGGGAAAUAAAGCCGAGACAGAGCCAUACCUGGUUAUUCAAGAGACUGCUUGCGGAAAGAAAGACUAUCCUCCAGUGGAUUAGAUUAACUCCUGGUGAUGGAACCAACAUCAAAUUCUGGCUGGACCCAUGGACCAAGUUUGGUCAGCUGAUCUCCUUCAUUGGUACUAAUGGACCGCGACAAACAGGGAUUUCCAUAUCUUCUAUCGUCGCAGAUCACUGGAUUAAUGGUGCAUGGUCCUUUCGACCAGCUAGAUCACAACAGAUGGAGGAUCUACUAACCUAUCUCACUUUGAUUUCUCUCGCGGAUGAGCCAAGUGAACUCCAGUGGAUCAUCAAUGGACGGGUGCAAUCUUCAUUCUCUUCUUCUACCAUCUACCUAUCCUUCUUUGAUCAUGCCCCCACUGUUCCUUGGUUCCCUCUGAUCUGGCUAAAGAAAGGGAUCCCGAAACAUUGCUCCCUCACUUGGCUGAUGCAACUCAAUAGAAGCCCUACUCGAGAUCGUCUUAUUUCUUGGGGAUUACAAACAGACCCCCUCUGUCUCACUCUCUCCUGUCCUUUGCGGGAUCCAACCAGCACAAGUACCUCUCCAUCCUCUCCUGGCAAGCGAUUAUCUAUGAGAUCUGGUGGGAGCGUAACGAACGACUUCAUCGGGGAAGAUACCAAUCACCGGAUCGUCUUUGCCUUAAGAUCAACCGGCUCAUCAAGAACAAGAUAUCAUCUAUGCGACCUGACAUGAAUGCUCUUGCAAGUGAUCUCAUGCAACUCUGGUUCUCUUUCUCCAUUGAUGCUAACUAGAUCCUAAAUAGGGUUCUUCUCUUCCCUUUACGCUAACUAAUUUCAGACUGGGCUAUUUAAUUUCGAACUUUUUAAUUCUCUUUCUCUUCGGGCUUAUUUUACUAAGGGCACUUCAAGGGCAGGUUCUUAUGGGGUUUCAUUGGGCUAGUAGAUUGUAUUAAAGUUGGGAUUAUGCCACUUUUGCUACUAUAUUUUUAUUUUAAUGCAAGAAAAAGUUCAAAAAAAAAAAAAAAAAAAACAUCAUCUAAUCCGUUGAAUCACAACAAGUUUGACCUUCUAAAGAUUCAUAUUACACCAUUUGGUCGCUGAUACCACAUAGAGUUGUACAUUAAACAAACAAGCAUCUUGGUGCUACUCUUGCAUGUGCUUUUAGGAUUAAGAAACAACUACAACCUCUUGACUAAUCACUGAUUAACUGUAUUUUAUCUGUUUUGAGUAUUUAUCGAAUCAGAUUAUGUGUGUUUAUAUUAUUUAGUCAUAUAUCAUUUUUUAGGUUUUUUUAUUUAAAAUAGAACAAGUUCAUUUGGAUACAAAAUAGCAUAUGAAGAUGCAGAAUUGUGCAUAUUCGCCAGAUGUCUAACAAUGUAUAUAAGACCAAUGGAUAGUUUGAUCAUAAGAUAGAGAAUUGAAUUAUUUUAUAAUGCAAAUGGUUUGAGAUCGAUCGAACAGUGCCAUCAAAUGUUAUGCAUUGUUUACUGAAGAUUGAUAUGUAUACUAGUUCAAUAUAAGAAAAAUAAGUUUUUGUUUUAUUUAUUUUCUUUUGAUUUUUCUGAAUUCGAUUAUGACAUGACUUUGACAUGUAUCUGAUAUUUUGAGCCGUUAUUUAGGCAAAUGCAAUUUUCAUCAUCUUUUUUUUUACCGUCUUGUAUGCGUAGAUCACUAUUAUGUUUAAGGUUUCAAGGGAGUUCAUGGAUUGAUGAUUGUGAUUUGUUAGAAUAUAGUACAAUCUAACGAAUUCUUCAUCUAAGUUGAUUCUAAUACUUGAACUUGAUGGAUCACCAAGUUCAUGAUUACUAGAUUUUUAGUGCAACGAAAGUUAUUGUUUAAACGUUUGAAAAAACUUAGAUGAACGAAAUAUUUGUAGGAAAUGGAAGUCGAUAUUUUAUGAACCAAUAAAUCAAAUUUACUACAUGUUUAGAUUUUUGAAUUCAACAGAAUUUAGUCUUCAUAUACAUAUAUUUAAAUUUUGAGAGAAUAAUACUAAGGCCAUCUACAUUGCUAGUAUC
This is a messenger RNA of Brassica napus (rape), 2885 nucleotides long. RefSeq lists its product as uncharacterized. The record is from RefSeq and is a predicted model, not a curated record. NCBI's taxonomy places the organism in Eukaryota, Viridiplantae, Streptophyta, Magnoliopsida, Brassicales, Brassicaceae. Bases 170 to 1600 code for a protein of 476 amino acids. The transcript has 2 exons.